UUCUAGCCGCUCGAAAUGUUAAUACGCUGGAAAAGCAAAGAUAAAAGUUCAGCGAACUCUUCAAAUGCCAACAGUGGCAGUGGUGGUGGUGGAGGAGGAGGUAGCAGCAGUGGUGGCGGCGGAGGCGGCAGCAGUGCCUCCAGUGGCAGUAGUUCGAAAAAGAAACGUAAAGGACGUGAGGGCGCCUCAGAUGAAAACUGGCAAAAUGAUAUGAAAUCCGGUCAUAUGCAAAAUAGCGAACAAGACAGAAGACGCAAUAUGCGUCGCGAAGAUCCACGUCGCCAUACCUUGGGUGGCGAUAUGCUAUCCUAUGUCAAUCAACAAAAUCAACAGCAGACUCUUAAAUCCAUGGACUUGGAGAUGAACACACGCAUGCAGAAAAGUAAAAAGGCCCAACCCUUUCGCGGCUACACACCCAUCAAUCAAGGACCCCUGUUCGAUGAUGAUCCCGGUAUUAUGUCUGAGGUGGAAACGGCCAGUACUGGGUUUAGACGUGGCGGUAAGCAACGUUCUUCGUUACCCGUUGUGCGUACACCUUCGAAAACCUUAGAAAGACCUCUAGGUUUGGUAUUUUUACAAUAUCGUUCGGAAACAAAAAUGGCAGUGCUGCCUAAUGAAAUCACCUCAAUUGAUACGGUGAGGGCGCUAUUUGUUCGAUCCUUUCCCCGCCAAUUGACAAUGGCCUAUUUGGAGGGGCCAAAUGUGAAGAUAUAUAUCCAUGAUGCCAGCAAGGAUAUGUUCUAUGAACUGGAGGAUGUCCGCUCGCAUUUGCGGGAAAUACGAGAUCGUUCAGUUUUACGCUUGUUCGAAUCGACUGAGGUGGCAGCACCGCCACAAAUGUUGCCAGGUGGUCCAGGGAUACCACAGCCACUGCCACAACCAAAUCCACCACAUUGGGAUCAGGAUCAGAGUUACUUCAGCGAACCGGAAUUCGAUUCGGAAUAUAAAAACCAACACAUACACAAAUCCAAGAUUGGCAAGCAGGCUCCCUAUUAUGUGGGUGCCUCACAGACAUUACCACGUGGGAUGUAUACCGAUCGCAAUAAGGUGGCCAUGGAUGGUUAUACCAGUUCACCGGAACGAUCAACACGUGGCAAUUAUGAAGAACCCUCGUAUUAUCAAUAUGGUACAAGGGGUACGGUGAUAGCGCCCAUUAUUGAUGAGGAACAAACCGAAGUUACCAUGACUGAAGACCAAUAUGCUUUGUAUGGCAUUAAAAUGGGCCCUGCUGGCCGUAUACCCCGCAAUAAUCAAAUGUAUGAUCCGACAAGACCCGAAGACUUGCAUCGCUUUCGCGUCGAACAUAUGGAACGCCAGCUGGCCAAUUUGACUGGCCUCGUGCAAAAAGCGUUAGUAAAUCAAAAUCCACAAAUAGCUCCCAUACCAGUGCCAACAUUGGAUCCCAACUAUUUGGUAGUACCCACACCAUGCCAUGUUAAUGGUGCCGGUGAUGAUCAGUAUGUUAGAGAAAAGGCUCCCAAAUUGGGUAAGAAUGCCUGUGGAAAAUCGGUAUCCUUUGAGAAGAGCGUAUCCUUUAGUGAUGAUAUACAGGGUAUCCCAAAAUCACAUAGUCCUCAACAUGCUGCUGAUACCAAGCCCACAAAACCAGCCAUUAAGUCCUCCACUUUGCCAAGAACCUCAUCACAAGAACGUGAUCGCCUUAAACCGCCACCACCUCCCAAACCCAUGGUAUUGGCCCAAACGGCCCACAACAAUUAUCGGGCCGAUAUUGCUCUGGCCCCUGAGGUCUAUAAUCAUUUAAGGGGUCUGCAAAAGAAAGCCAAAGAUUUAAGAACCGAAGUGAGAACACUGAGGAGGUUGUCUCAGGCCCAAGCCGUGGCCGUCCGUGAAGAUAUUAAAAGUACAUUUAUGCGUAUUCGUGCCACCCUCUUGGCCAGCAGCGGUAGUAUAUGGGGUCAUCAGGAUCAAGAUGCAACGAGAAUAUCACGUGAGGAGGAGCUGUACAAACAGGAGGUAAUACGUUUGGAAAAAGAUUUAAGUGAUUUGGAAUCAUCGGUGGAGAGUCUAAGAGGAGAGGUUAUUAAUCGUAGGACAAGAGUUAAUAUGACAGCGGUGGAGGAUAUGGCUUUGGUCCUGAGCAGAGCUAGUAAAACCGUUGCCGAACUAAAAAUGAAAUUCCCCGCCUUGUCCAAUGGCCUGCGCUGUAUUUUAUCGAAUGAAAUGGAAAAAGUCGUCAGAGAAGAAAAGUUCCUAAAAGAAGAACCCGAUCGCUUGGAAUCGGCAUUGCGUCGGUGCAAAAAGUUAACUGGUACUUUGGUGACAUUGAAGAGAUUGGCCAGUGUCCAAGAACAACGUUUACCACCCACUGAGCCGCCAAUUAAUGAAGAUCCACCCCGUUCCGCUGAUGUACCCGUACCCGAUAAGUUUAACUGGCGCUGGAGUUCAAACUUCAAAGAGGCAAUCACUGACCAAUCCCACAACCCCGGAUGGGGACGUUCGCUGUCGGCGGGGGAGCCCCACCAGAAAACGCACUCGAUGCUUUGUUAGAUGAAUUGAAGACAUUUUCAAAGCCUCUAAUAGCCAAUAAUGAGAACCGACCCGAUGAUUCCACUUCCGAUGACAGUACCCCUUUGGUACAAAGCACCGUAACCACCCAAAUUUCCCAGGCCCAUUUGUAUAAUCAAAACGAAGCCAAUCUGGCCAAUUGCAUCAAUGAACUAACGGC
This is a messenger RNA of Musca vetustissima, 2686 nucleotides long. RefSeq names its product coiled-coil domain-containing protein CG32809-like. The record is from RefSeq and is a predicted model, not a curated record. Gene Ontology annotation, cellular component: cytoplasm. The transcript is spliced from 20 exons. The coding region runs from base 16 to 2508 and encodes 830 amino acids. Lineage: Eukaryota; Metazoa; Arthropoda; Insecta; Diptera; Muscidae.